Molecule: messenger RNA, 3673 nt
Organism: Myotis lucifugus (little brown bat)
Lineage: Eukaryota; Metazoa; Chordata; Mammalia; Chiroptera; Vespertilionidae
Gene: CENPC
Product: centromere protein C
Exons: 16
Coding region: 162-2771 (869 amino acids)
Biological process (GO): spindle attachment to meiosis I kinetochore; attachment of mitotic spindle microtubules to kinetochore; kinetochore assembly
Cellular component (GO): kinetochore
Molecular function (GO): centromeric DNA binding
Source: RefSeq, a predicted model, not a curated record
ACAAGACUGUUUUGAAGAACAAAGUAAGGCUUCAUUUCCAAAUGGACUUUGAGGGUCUGGAUGGAUGAAGAUAAACAUUUGUCAUAUUUGUCAAUGUCAGAUGCAACAAAUAUGUUUCAGCAUGUCUUGCCAAUGAUUUUAGCACUAAUUCUACAAACUCAAUGCUUUGUUCAACACCUAAAAUAAAAGACAAUUGUCUACAGUCACCAAGCAGAGAGGCUCACUGCCAGAUAUCACAUUCAAAGUCAGUUCGAGUUUCUUCAAGAAAGAAAGGAGCCUCUCUGCAGUUCCCUACAGAACCAAGUGAAGCUGUCAGCGUAUCAGUUCAAGCCCAUGAGGUUCCUCAGAAAACUGUGGCAACUGAUGUUGGUUCUAAAACACCUGACUCAAGAAAAAUGUCAAAUAAAAAACUCAAAGAUCAUCACAAUGAUGCCAAUGAGGAAUUUUACUUAUCUGUUGGUUCACCUUUUGUUCUUUUGGAUGCAAAAACAUCGGUACCACAAAAUGCUGUUUCAUCUAUUGGCCAACAGAGAGAGACCUACACUUUUGAAGAUUCAGUAAAUGUGUUAUCUUCAAGUACAGAGAUUUCUCUUAAAACCAAAAAAAGGUUAGACUUUGAAGAUAAAGAUAUUUUGAAGAAAGUAGAAACAGAGAAUAAAGUAUCAGAUAUAGAGGAUGAAGUAUCAGAAAGACCACAAGAGAGAAACCCGCCAGAAACACUUCAGAAAAUAAUGCAAGGUUCAGAACAUGAAAUUCAACCACAAGCCAAAAAGAGUUUUUCUUCCUUGUUUUUAGAAACAUUAAAAAGAAAAAGUGAAUCCAGUCCUGUGUUUAGGCAUAUAGCAACUGCUCCACCUCAGUCAUCUCCUGCAACUCAUAUGAAUUUGGAGGAUGAAUUUAUAAUUGAUGAAUCAGAUAGUUUUGCCAGUCAGUCUUGGAUUACUAUACCAAGAAAGGCUGUGCCUGGGAAACAAAGCACAGUAUCCCCUACUGAGAGCACUGCACGCCUUCAAAGUAAGAAGUCAAGAGAAAAACAUCACAGUGUAACACCUACAACUUUGACAAAUGACAAACAUUCUGGCAAAGCUCACCCACUAGAGAAAUCUCAGCCCUCUGAUCAAAGAAAACUGGGUAGGAAUUGUGCUUUGGCAGAUGAAAUGGAAAACAGAUCUACAAAAACUGAAAUGUAUUCUAAAAAUGCAGAAAAAUCAUCUGGAAACAAAAGGACUACAACACAAAAACAGAAAAAAAAACUUAAAGUCAAUGAAGAUAUGAAACAAGGUAAAGAUAAAAAUAUAAAUAUGUCACCUAUUGCCAAAGACAAGUCACAAAGAAAUUCAGACAGAAGUAUGAAAGCAUGUAAAGAGAAGAGAAAUGUUCAUAUUUCCAAAAAACGGGUGCCACCUGUGGGAAGUAAGAAAAGUAGCACCAAUGUUCCUCAUACAGCAAAUCAGGGGAAAAAUAGGGAAUGUGAAAAAGAAAAUUUUUCAAAUGGAUCCAGGAAGAACAGUCUUGUACUUGAAGAAGUGACUUUGACUGUCACAAGAAGUCAAAGAAUUUCCAGGCGUCCAUCUGAUUGGUGGAUGGUAAAAUCAGACCAAAGUCUUUUUUAUAGCAGUACUUCAGUAAGGAAUGAAUUGCCAGUACAUGACAACAGUGGGCGAAAAUCUGCUAAAAAAACAAAUCAAUCAUCUAAGAAUAUUGGGGGAAAAACUGUUCCAUUCAAAGGACGGAAGAAAACUACAGGCCGCUCAAAAACACAGAAGACUUUAAAUGCAAAAGAUUCGAGAAGAAUUAUUGACCAUAAUGAAAUUUCUGGAUCUUCCCCGAAUGAAUAUUUGGAAUGUGAUGAGGCAGACAUGGCUAAAAAGAAAGAUGCUGAUCAUUCUGGAGUUGCAGGAAGCUCAAAAGAUGAAGAUAGUGUUAUGACCGCUAAAAAUGUUCAUCUAAAACCUCAGAGCAGUGGACAUCCAUGCAAGACACCAGCAGAGUCUGACUCUGAUUUUGAAGAACCUAAAACUUUAGUUUUGGAAGGAAGUGGACCUUUCAGACUCAAGAAUUAUUUAAUGUCUGGAAAGAAUAAUUCAGAUGUAGAUGAUGAGGAAGUUCAGGAAAAUUCAGAUAACUCAAGAGUAAAAAGAUUUGGAGUGGCACAAAAGAACAAAAUACAUCACAAAUUAGUAUUGCCCUCCAACACACCAAACCUGCGCAGGACCAAGAGGAUACGAUUGAAACCUUUGGAAUACUGGCGGGGGGAGCGAGUAGAUUAUCAAGAAAGGAAAUCGGGAGGAUUUGUGAUCGGUGGAAUAUUGUCUCCCGAAACAGUAUCGUCUAAAAGAAAGGCAAAAGGAGAUACGAAAAAAGCCAAGCAGAUAGUUAAUAGGAAAAGGAUCUGUCUUGAUAACGAUGAAAGAAAGAAAGAAUUAGUCAUAGAUCUGAAUAUACCUCUGGGAGAUCCUUUGCAGCCAACGUGGGUAAGGGAUCCGGAAACAAGAAAGAUUAUUCUCAUGGAGCUUUUAAAGCCACGAGAUACAUAUACAUUUUCAGUUGAGCAGGAUGAGUUGAAAGUGUAUAAAACAUUGGAUACACCCCUUUUUUCUACUGGAAAAUUGAUAUUAGGGCCACAUCAAGAAAAGGGAAAGCAGCAUGUUGGCCGGGAUACAUUGGUUUUUUAUGUUAACUUUGGUGACCUUUUAUGUACCUUACAUGAAACAUCUUAUGUAAUAACAACUGGGGAUUCAUUCUAUGUUCCUUCAGGUAAGAGUAAUUAAUGAUAUUUUUUUCACAUGGUUAAAUAUUUAUGUAGUUGCUCAUGAGCACAUAAAAAUGAAGUGUGGUCAAAAUGAAGUGUGAUGUGACUGAUGCCAAAGAAGUGUGAUAAAUAUUUUCUUUGAAUUUUGUACAUUAGUGUUUUGAUACAUGAAAAUUGAAUGAGUUAGUUUCUUUAUUGCUGAAUAUGAAAAUCUGUCGUUGUAUCCAGGUGGAGGGAAAAUUAUUUCCCUUGGAUUAUCUCUAAGACAUUAUGUAGUCAAACAGUUUUUCGUAGUUCAUUUUAAACAUAUAGAAUAGUAUGGUUCAUCAGUUAUUGAAAGGAUCUUUGGAAAUAGGAAUAUUAAUUUGUUCAUUCAUUUCAAAAAUGUUAUUGAAAGUCUGUCAAGCUUUGCUCUAAGAAUGUGGGAUAUAUAACAAAACAGGCAAAAUUCCCUGCCCUCAUUGAGCUUACAUUCUAAUGAAAGGAGACAGUAAUAGUAGUUAUGUUUGUAUAGUCUUUUAUGUAUGUCAGCACUGUGAUGAACACUUUACAUUUUAUUAACUCAGUUUAUCUUAGUAUGUAUCAAUUUCCAAUAUAUAGAAAGUCACAGUAUAGUACUCAAUGCUAUGAGUCUGUCUUUGUUUUCUGUUAAUCUGUAUUUUACUUUAGCUAUUAUUUAUUACCUAAUUUAUGUAAGAAUAGCAUUUGCCUUUUUUUUUAACUUUGAGAUUUUAUUUUACUAAAUAUUUUACCUUUUAUAUUUACCUAUUUAUACAUAUGUCUAGGGGAAUCCAUAGCCAUUCCCAAACCCUAAUAACCAUUGGGCUCCGAGAGAUUUUAUUUUCUUGCAUCCUUGUCUAAUUUAUUUUUAUGUUUAUUAUCAAUAUGAUAUGAAAUUAACAUCCUUUUAAGCCUUAUGUG